CACCAACAUAAACAAUGGAAACGCACAUGUUUCUACUACGAUGAGAACACAUUGGUAUCUGGCUAGAAGAUGUUAUUCGGCGAAAAGUAUUUACUCAUCUACUGUGUUGGUUCCAAAAACGAAAUUUCCUGUGAAAAUUGGAAAGAAAACAAACGAACAUGAAAUAGAAAUUCAAAAUGUUUGUGACUUCUCUGGUCUUUACAAAUGGCAGUAUCUGAACAACACAAGCGAUAAACAGUUCAUUCUACAUGAUGGACCUCCGUAUGCAAAUGGUGAUGUUCAUGUUGGCCAUGCUUUGAAUAAGAUAUUAAAAGACAUUACGAAUCGAUAUAAAUUACUUCGAGGUUAUCAAGUCCAUUAUAAACCUGGCUGGGAUUGCCAUGGGUUGCCUAUAGAAAUCAAAGCAAUCAAAGCAAAUGAAUUCAAAACAUUAAACACAUCAGAAAUUCGUAAAAAAUCAAAAUCUUUUGCUGAAGAAACCAUCGAGAUUCAAAAGCGAGCUUUUCAGCGUUGGGGAGUGAUGGCAGACUGGGAGAACAGCUGUUAUUACACUUAUGAUAAAGACUACCAAGCCAAAGAACUCAAUUCUUUUUAUAAACUAUACAAACGGGGUUUUGUAUACAGAGCGUUGAAACCUGUGUAUUGGUCGCCCAGCAGUGGAACUGCAUUAGCUGAAUCUGAGUUGGUAUAUAAUGACAAUCAUGUAAGCAGAUCAGUUUACGUCACAUUUCCAUUGUUGUCAAAAUUACCAGAACUUUCCUUUGAUGAUGUCAUAAAGGUGCUUGUUUGGACAACCCAACCGUGGACAUUGCCAGCCAAUCAAACGCUCUGUUUUUCUUCAAACAUUAAAUACUGCAUUGCAUCAUGUUCACACGCAUCUGGCCUUUACUUGUUAGCUGUUGAUUGUAUUGAAGCCAUAGCUCGACAAACGGGUAAAAAGUUUAAUAUCAUUCAAACAUUUGAUGGAAGUUGUUUGGAGGGGAUGAUAUGUCGUCAUCCAAUGUAUUUGGAGAGAACAGUUAGGAUGAUAAGUUCAGAUGUUGCCAAUACUUCAAAGGGGACCGGUGUUGUUCAUAUUGCCCCUGCUCAUGGAAUGGAAGAUUUUGGGAUCGGACAGAAGCAUAACUUAAACACGGAAAGUUCAGUCAACUCAGAUGGUGAAUUCAUGGCAGGCAUUGAUCCAAAUCUUGAAGGGAAAUUUAUUUUCACCACUGGUAAUAAAGCUGUGGUUGAAAUGUUGAAGGAAAGGAUGAAUUUGUUCCACGAACAUGAUUGCAAACACAGCUAUCCUUACGAUUGGAGGACCAAGCAACCAAUAUUUGUUCACACAAGCAACCAAUGGUUUGUUGACACUGCAAUGCUUGCUAAUAAAGCUGAAGUCGCAAUAUCAGGCAUCACAACAUACCCUGAUAAUGGAAGAUCAAGCAUGUUAAAUAGAUUACAACUACGGAGUUAUUGGUGUAUUUCAAGACAGCGUGCAUGGGGUCUACCAAUUCCAGUUUUCUAUCAUAGAGAGAGUGGUGAGCUUCUAUUGAAUGAAUCCACCAUCCAACACCUUGUAUCCCUCGUAUUAAAACAUGGGGCUGAUAUUUGGUGGGAGGGGUCGAAUUCAGAACUUCUUCCCUCGGAAUAUAAUGCAGAUGAAUACGAACGUGGGAGCGAUAUUUUGGACAUCUGGUUCGACAGUGGGGUCUCAUGGGAUUGUGUGUUAAGAGACAACAAAAACAGAACAACAGAAGCGGAUUUUUAUAUUGAGGGUAAAGACCAAUAUGGAGGGUGGUUUCAAUCAUCCUUGCUUACCAGUGUUGGUUUACAAGGAGUAGCUCCGUAUAAAAACCUCAUGGUUCAUGGGUUUGUGUUGGACGAGAAAGGACAGAAAAUGUCAAAGUCGAUCGGAAACGUAGUAGACCCGAUGGUAUUAACAAAUGGGGGCAAGAACCCACAGAGAGACCCAGCAUAUGGAGCAGACGCAUUACGAUGGUGGGUGGCCGAAUCUAAUGUUCAUCAAGAUGUUCAUAUCAGCACAACUAUCAUUAAAUCUGCAGCUGAAUCUGUACAGAAAAUCCGUAACUCUGUAAGAUUCAUGCUUGGUAACUUGAAUGAGUUUGAUGAAACAAAAGUUGUACCGACACCAGCCAUGCUUGUUCUGGAUCAAUAUUUUAUGGAUGUGUUGAGAACGUACAGACGUGAGGUGACCACUGCAUAUGAGGUGUAUGAUUACUCACUCGUAACUAGACUUACUUUAAAGUUCAUCAAGAAGUUUUCCAACAUUUAUUUUACCAUCGUUAAAGACAGACUUUACUGCGAUGAAAAAGAAAGCUUAAGAAGAAGAUCUUGCCAGAGUGUUUUAUAUUUCACUCUUGAUGUUCUACUUAAGUCAGUCGCUCCGAUUCUUCCACAUUUAGUUGAAGAAACAACGUUAUAUAACCCAACUAACAAUCAAUCAGUGUUCAAGUCAGGUUGGUACACUGAUGACAUCACUGGUGUGAACAUAGAUAUCAUAAAUGCCGUUGAAACAGCUUUAAAUAUUCGGGAUGAUUUCAAUCUUGCUAUUGUUGGAAAACAACCAACCACUUAUGAUGUCACAAUAACAACUGAUGACAAUGUUUACAAAACAUUGAAGAUGCUCACAGAGGGAGAGGGCAAUGAAACAACAUUAAGUGAGAUACUAACAUGCGCUGAAUGUACUGUGGUAGGAGGAGGUGACACGCCAUGGGAGGUCGAUGUAAACACUACAACGAUGUGUAAAUGUCCGAGGUGUAGGAGGUAUAUAGUGACCUCUAGUGGGCAGGUUUGCGAUCGUUGCAUGAAAGCAAUGACGGAUGGUUGGAAUGAAUGAUGGUUUAUGACCACGGAAGCCUUCAAACCAAUGGUUCGUAACAUUUUCUUUAUUAUGCCAAAAUGCCCAUGAAAUUUACCUCGCAUCAGCAUGACAAUAAAAUUACAAUUACAACCU
Ciona intestinalis (vase tunicate) is the source of this 2956-nucleotide messenger RNA. Lineage: Eukaryota; Metazoa; Chordata; Ascidiacea; Phlebobranchia; Cionidae. The record is from RefSeq and is a predicted model, not a curated record.